AUGAAAAACAUAAAAGAGUUAUUUGAUAAAGAUGAUAGAAUUUCUUUUCCUCCAGGAAUUUUAAUGAAGGGUUCUUUUAAAGAUGGAAAAUAUUAUAUUAGAAAACCUUAUAAAAGAUCAAAUUGUAAAGUAUACACAAUUGAAUGUUGUCGACAAUCUAGAAAAGAAUUAUUAGAAGAAGAAGGUUCAGAUCUUUUUGUAUUUGGCAAAUACAGAUUACUGUUAGGUAGUUCUGAUGAAAUAGUUGAUGCUAUUAAUAACA
Messenger RNA from Racocetra persica, 262 nucleotides. The record is from the annotation of a GenBank genome assembly. Lineage: Eukaryota; Fungi; Glomeromycota; Glomeromycetes; Diversisporales; Gigasporaceae.